This is a messenger RNA of Diversispora eburnea, 2900 nucleotides long. The record is from the annotation of a GenBank genome assembly. Lineage: Eukaryota; Fungi; Glomeromycota; Glomeromycetes; Diversisporales; Diversisporaceae.
AUGACUUGGAAUAAUGUGAAUAAUGAUGAAAAAUCAUCUCAAAACAAAAAUAUUGGAACAAAAGAUUCUAAUAAUAAAGAUAAAACGACUAAUGCAGUUGGUUUUUUUCAAUUAUUUCGUUAUGCUACAUUUCUUGAUAUAUUGAUGAUGUUUGUGGGUAGCAUAUGUGCUGCCGCAAAUGGAGCAGCAUUUCCUUAUCAAACAAUAAUUAUUGGUAAUGCUUUAGAUGCUUUGCUUCGUUACGGGGUUUUAUUAUCAGCAAAUGCAGUAACAGAAGAUGCUAAAGAUGAAUUGAAAAGAGAUAUACUAAAACAAACCAUAUAUUUUCUUGCUAUUGGAGGGGCAGUAUCAAUAUUUUCCUACUUACAGAUAACACUUUGGAUGGUUGCAGGGGAAAGACAAGUGAUGGACAAAUUACAAAUCGUAUAUCCUCAGAUGCAAGUUUAUUCCAAGGUUGGAUUAGUUGUUCAAAGCCUUGCAUCAUUUAUUGGGGGAUUUGUAAUUGGAUUCACAAAAGAAUGGAAACUUACUCUUGUCAUAUGCAGUACAUUGCCGUUACUAAUUGCGGCCGCUGCUCUAUUUGCAUACGUUGUCGAAGAUUCAACAAAAAAGGGACAAGAGGUUUACGCAGAAGCAGGCAAUGUAGCUGAGCAGGUACUUUCUGGCAUUCGAACAGUGAUAGCCUUUGGAGGUGAACAGCGUGAAAUUGCUCGUUAUAGCCAAAAAUUAAAAGGUGCUUAUACAAUUGGGAAAAAGAAGGCAUUAUCUACUGGUUUAAGUUUCGGCUUUAUAAAUUUUGCCUUUUUUGGGAUUCUCGCGUUGGCAUACUGGUACGGUAGUACUUUAGUUUAUAAUGGAAAGAUGACCUCUGGAGAAGUAUAUAAUGUUGUGUUGGCGGUUGUCACUGGUGCAUAUUUAUUUGGCUCCGCAAGUCCAAGCUUUACAGCAAUUGCCAAUGCUCGUGGGGCUGCUUACAAUCUUUUCAAUAUUAUUGAUCGUUUUUCAGCAAUAGAUUCAGAUUCAAAGACUGGAAUCAUUCUUGAUAAAAACUCUGUCAAGGGACGCCUAGAAUUCAAAAAUAUAGACUUCUUUUAUCCAUCUCGUCCAGAUAUUCAAAUAUUAAAAAACUUUAACUUAACAAUUGAUUCUGGAGAAACAGUUGCUUUAGUUGGUAGUUCAGGAUCUGGAAAAUCAACUAUAGUUGCCCUAUUAGAAAGAUUCUAUAAUCCAACUAAUGGAUCGAUUCUUCUUGAUGGAGAAGAUAUCGAAAAAAUUAAUGUUAAAUCGUUAAGAUCUCAAAUUGGUCUUGUGGGACAAGAGCCUGUACUUUUCCCGAAAAGUAUUAGAGAGAAUGUUGCGUGGGGUGAAAUUUCAGAUGACAAAAAACCAAGUUUAGAUGAAGUAAUUGAAGCGUGCAAAAAAUCUAAUGCACAUGAAUUUAUUAAGGAUUUACCAAAAUCUUAUGACACAGAAGUCGGAGAUAAAGGUUCUUUAUUGUCUGGAGGACAGAAACAAAGAAUUGCUAUUGCACGUGCAAUAAUAAAGAACCCAUCUAUAUUAUUAUUAGAUGAAGCAACAUCAGCUCUUGAUACCGAAUCCGAACAUCUCGUUCAGGAGGCUCUUGAUAAAGCCACAGCUUCAAAAAGUUUUACAUCAAUAGUCAUUGCGCAUCGACUAUCUACUGUUAAAAACGCGGAUAAAAUUGUGGUGAUGAAUCAAGGUGAAAUUGUAGAAAUUGGGAACCAUGAAGAAUUACUUGCGAAACAUGGUGCUUAUUAUGACUUAGUUCAAGCACAAGAAUUAAAAGUCCAAGAUAAUGAUGUGGAAGAAAUUGAAGUUUCUUCCCAAUCUGAUAAUGAUGUGGAAGAAAUUGAAGUUUCUUCCCAAUCUGAGGAUGAAGCUGAUAUAACACAAGAUGAUUCGGAUAAGAAAAUAGAAUUUGAAGAAAAAGAUAAAAGUGCCAAUUUACGCGGAAUGACUACAAAAGAUUCAACAGAUAGAUCAUUGAAAAGUUUAGAAGAGAAGGGAGACAAUUUUGGGAAAAUCCUCAAACUUCAAAAGCCAGAAUAUUCAUUAUUAUUCACGGGUUUAAUUGGCUCUGUUAUCAGUGGUUUAAUUUUUCCUAUGUUUUCAAUUCUGUUAGUAAAUAUAUUAAAUUCAUUUUCCAAAACUGAAGAUUCAAACUUCUGGUCAUUAAUGUUUUUGAUUCUGGCCAUAGCUUCUGCUGUUGGUAACUUUGGCCAUUCAUUUUUCUUUGCUUUUGUUGGAGAAAAACUCACAUGGCGUCUUAGAGUUAUGACAUUUACAGCAUUACUUAAGCAAGAAAUUGGAUAUUUUGAUGAUGAAAAAAAUAGCACAGGAGUUUUAACAUCAAAAUUAGCAGUGGAUGCUACAAAGGUGGAUGGAUUAACUGGCUUAUUAAUGGGCAACAUUUUCUAUUCAUUAACUAGUUUUACUUCUGGUUUGAUUAUAGCUUUUAUUUUUGGUUGGAAGUUGACAUUGGUCGUUCUGGCUACAGUACCACUUUUUGUUAUUUCAUCAAGACUUCAAAUGAGUUCUGUUGCUGGUUUUGGUGAAAAGACACGAAAAGCAUGUGAAGAAAGUAAUGAAAUAGUUCAACAAAGUGUCUCUCAUAUUAGAACAAUUGCAUCUUUAACUCUUGAAAAAACUUUUUUUAAAUUUUAUCAAACUGCAAUUAUGAGUCCUCAUAAAAUUGCUUUGAAAGGAAUCAUGAUAUCAUCUCUUGGUUUUGGAUUUGCUCAAGGGGCAUUAUUUUUCAUUUAUGCUUUAGCAUUUUGGUAUGGUGGAGAAUUAAUUGCUAGAGGAGAGUAUACUCCAAUGGAAAUGCUAAAAGCAUUUUUUCCUAUUUUAUUCAUGGCAAUGGGAGUUGGACAAGCUAG